This is a messenger RNA of Chenopodium quinoa (quinoa), 2081 nucleotides long. RefSeq lists its product as uncharacterized. Lineage: Eukaryota; Viridiplantae; Streptophyta; Magnoliopsida; Caryophyllales; Amaranthaceae. The coding region runs from base 625 to 1773 and encodes 382 amino acids. The transcript is spliced from 9 exons. The record is from RefSeq and is a predicted model, not a curated record.
UCAAAGUGGGAAUAUUUUGAGGGAAUGAGUUCAUACAAACGAGCUAUCUACCAUCCAUUUUAUCCCAUCUAGACACGAGAUGGAAAAUGAUAUUACCUGCGCUCUUAACAUGAGAAAUAUAGAUACUUAGUAAAAAAAAAACAACAUAAACGUCUAAUAUCAUAGUAGACUAGAAAGUAGAAACACUAGAACUCGAACGUCACCCGCAUUAUUAACCCCUUGAAUAACACCGAGACUCCGAGAGCAUCACUCUCCCCCUCCCCCCAUACAUUUGCACAACCAAAGCGCCCCAUCGCCUGCGGUCCAUAGCGCAAGGCAGCAGCUUCUGGUAGAAUUUAUAAAAAAAAAUAUUUUCAAUUAAAACAGAAUUUAUCAAAAAAAUCCAUUUUCACUCUCCUCUAUACACCAGACCACAGAUAGCCCAGCCGCCACUACCACCGUCACUCCCACAAACCGGAACUGCCAUUGCUCGCCGGCGCUUUCUGCUACCGCCGCGCCUGCCGUCGUUGGCGCCUUCGCCUCCUUGCUAACGCUUCUUCUCUUUGUUGCUUGCCUUGGUUCAUCAUCUGCUUCUUCAAAAUUCCAAAGGUUUAAUUCAUUGAAAAUCGUCGGUGUAGAGCUCUAAUGGCUGCACAAGUUGAGGACAGAGUGAAGUCUUUCCUGUGUCAAUUGCAAGCAGAAUCCGGAAUUCUUGACCGGAUCAUUUAUAAGAACAAGAAUCAGCAUCGGCGAUGCUCGUAUUUUCAGUACCUUUUGAAGGUAAGGAGGGACCUAAAGCUUUUACAUUCAGUUCAGUUGGAGGAGCUUUUAGAUUCAUGUUUCUAUGUUAUUACUGGAAGAAAAGCUAAACAAAAGGCAAAUCUUCUUGAAAGUUUGAAAAGGAGGAAACGCGACGGUGUACAAUUUAAUUUCAUGGAACGUCUUCAUGGGGCAGCACGAUUGCUAUCUGAGAUGGUCGAGCCUAUACUGAAGGCAGCUACUGAUAUAUCUACUUUGCUUGCCCGUUCAUUUUUCAUGGGGUUCUCUGUAAUGAUUCUUGCUCUGCUGGCUCGCCUCAGAGUUUUGAUUCAGCAGAUGCUACUGGAUGUUGUUUCUGUGUUCAACGAAGUCUCUUCUCUUGCUCAGAAUAAACAGUCCAUAAAAAUAACUCACAAUGGAAUGGAGGUUUUUCGAGAGUAUUAUCCCACAUUGGAGGAGGAAGUUAUUGUCUUAGAAUGUGUCUGGAAAACGGAUAAAUUUGUAUUGAUAAAAAAAUCUGAUAAAGGCAAUAUAUUACAUCAAGGUGGGAGCUCAGAAACAGUACAAACUCUUGGAACAUCUAUAAAGUACCAAAGUAUUGAUGCUUUUCUUGAAGAUGAUGAAUUUGAUUCUGAGAAGGCUAAUGAAAAUGUUGGUGAAGAGUUUCUCUUAAAAAGAAAACGAGUUGAAUCACCAUCACCCAUCUCCAAUGAAAACAUUUAUAAUGCUGAGCAGAUUCAAAUGCCUUCAGUACCAGUGAACGUUUCAGAAAAUGAGUUACAACUGACAGAAAGCACCCUGGUGAAAGGCAGUUCUCUUUCUGGCUCAGUAACUUCCCUAAUUCCAAGCUUAUCUAAGCCUGAUUCUACAUUGAACAAGAGAGUGGCAUUCAUAUCUGUAAAGAAGAAUGCUUUAUCAGAAUCAGAUGCAUUCGUAUCUCAGGUAAAUGACAGUAAAAGUAAAGGGCAUGAUGAUGAAGAAAACACUCUUUUUCGUCUGUUUACAGAGGAAGAAACAACAGGAAGUAUAUUUUGAAAAACGGCCUUAGCGUAGCUGAAUUUUAACCUAUUGUUCCACAAACUGAUGACGUUUAAGGAUUAUUAUGACCUGUUUUAAUUAUUGUAAAACCUUUAAGAGUGAUGACUGAAAGUGCCAAUUUUUAGGAAUAGACUAGAUGAUCCUGUCUAAGACAUUUCUAUGCUACCAAUGAAAACAGUAGAUCAGAAAAUUGGCCGCUUUUUUUUUUUGGGUCAUUUGUCAGUAAUUUGUUGAAGCAUGAACUCAUUAUGCAGUUUAUUUUUUUUAAAAAAAGAAGUGAUCUAUUAAGUAUAUUAAUGUCCCAA